CUCGGAAUUUCCAUCCAGAAUCCCUCGGAAUCUGCUGCAGAAAACGUUUUCGAGUGAAGCAGUGGAGCGCAAGCAAGGAGGAGCUCUUCAGAUUCUGGAAUUGCAUCGAUCCUUUGCAGGCUUUGGGGAUAAGUGCCCUUACCUCUCCAGCCAUGUCUCGCUUGUUGCAGCAGGUUCCUGGGCUUGCUCGGAGGUUGUCCGUUGCCCGGCCUGCGGCGGUGAACGGGACACGGUCUUUCAGCGCUUCUGCUGGACAUGGAACCCAGGAGGAGGCACUCGCCGAAAUGGCCAAGUGGCGCAAUGUCUCGAUCGCUGCUGUUGUUGCUUGCGCUGGGUUGACCGCUUACGACCUCGUCAUUGCCCCUGAAGAGCACCAUCACCAUGAGAAGAAGAAGUACUCAUACUUGCACAUCAGGAACAAGGCAUUCCCCUGGGGUCCCUGUGGUCUGUUCGAGUACGACUGCAACCCAGACGAAGAACCCGUUGUUUGAUUGUUAGGCAUGUUGCUGGCACACGUCCAUGUGUUUGUAAGGCCCUCUUGAUCACUUGAGGAGCAGGUGCAUUCGUUGACCGUCUGCAUUGGAUGGAUAGCGGGACUGCAAUAUGGCUCACAGAUUGGAUACAUAAACGCACGGCAGGAAUAUAAAUAGCAGGCUUUUGCUUCUGUCCAUGUAGAGGAGUAGAACAGCAAUCUGCACAAGUCUGAAUCCCACGCAUCCCCAAACGUUCACCUUGUUUGAAGCAUUCUUGUGUAAUCCGAAUACGAUUCUUCUAUCUGACCAUCCCGAUAUUUCUGUGUAAUGAGCCGUCCGUUGGACUCUUGAUUGCAAAAUUUCAUUCUUGU
Molecule: messenger RNA, 844 nt
Organism: Klebsormidium nitens
Lineage: Eukaryota; Viridiplantae; Streptophyta; Klebsormidiophyceae; Klebsormidiales; Klebsormidiaceae
Source: the annotation of a GenBank genome assembly